Molecule: messenger RNA, 1740 nt
Organism: Mercenaria mercenaria
Lineage: Eukaryota; Metazoa; Mollusca; Bivalvia; Venerida; Veneridae
Exons: 3
Coding region: 1-1740 (579 amino acids)
Source: RefSeq, a predicted model, not a curated record
AUGACUACUCCCGUUACACGGGUAAUAGAUUUGCAAAACACUAUUGACUUGAGAGGCCUUGAUGACAGAUGUUUAGAUUCCAAACUUAUUAUGUUCUACAAGACAUACCAUCACCUUGUAGCUUUCUCCCUCCCAGAAUGCUUAGAAGCUCAGAUCAUGUUAACCAGACAUAUAUGUAUGCCCUUAUUCGUUGUCCAGUCCAUGUCAGUUCAGGUUAUUUCAGGUACCGUACUGGUGGCUGGAGACUGGAAUGCUCGUGUGGGCACCAGAUCUGAUUUUGUUGCUUGUGACCGGCAAAUUUCUGACUUAGACUCAGUUGAUUAUCUUCCAGAUGUACCAUUAUUACGGGCCUCAUAUGAUAAGGUGUGUAAUGGAAGGGGAGUUAAAUUGUUAGAUUUAUGUAAAACUACCUCAAUGCGAUUAGCUAACGGUCGGCUACACAAUGAUUAUAAUAAUGGUUUUUUCACUUACUACAAUAGACAGUGUAGUAGUACAAUAGAUUAUCUAUUAUUGAAUGAACGGUAUUUCAAUAUAAUUGACUCGUUUGAAAUCGGUCAAUUUAACGAAUUCAGUGAUCAUGCACCAAUAUUGUUUACAUUAAAUUGUAAAGCUUACAUGCAAAAUAGUGAUGUGACUAGUGAUGUAGACAAUAUGUAUAAUAUAAAAUGGUCUGAGGAUCACAAAGAUGAAUUUAGGCGUGGCCUAAUAGGGAAUUUAUCAACAUUUAAUAGAAUUGUAUAUGACACUGUUGUACAUGACACUGUGGAUGUAGACAAUUUGAUUUUGAAUUUUUCAAAAGUUAUUUGUGAAGUAGCAGAUCCACUUUUUAAACGUUGUAAUAAUUCUAAACGAAAUCAAUUUUUCAAUAACUCCUGGUUUGAUGCCGACUGUACCACGGCUAAACGCAAAUACAAACAGGCACUGUUUGUUUUUAAUCAAAAUAAAUCACAGGAAGAUAGAAAUAGUUUAUGUAAUGCAAAAAAGGAAUACAAAUGUAUUAUUAAAUUUAAGAAACGAGCACACAAAAUCCAAAAAUCUAAGGAGUUGGCCGAACUAAAGAAAAGUAAACCUAAGGACUUUUGGAAACAUUUCAAAAAGAAAACUUCAGUGUCUGGUGCUGAUAUAAAAGUAAAUGAAUUUCAUGAGUAUUUUUCUAAAAUGUUUGAUGAUAUAAGGACAACUGUAGUCAAUGAAGCAGAAGAUUUUAAUUCUAAAGAUGAUUGUAAUGUAAAUGACCCUAUUUUUGAUGAGUUAAACAUUCCUAUUACCUCUGUUGAAGUAAGAGAUGCUGUAAAACGCCUAAACAGAAAUAAGGCAUCAUGUCCUAGUGAUAAUUUACUGAACGAAUAUUUUAUUGUUUCUAUUGACAUAUUAGUUGGCCAUUUAACAGAUAUGUUUAAUAUAGUUCUAGAUUUGGGACAUUUUCCCGAAUCAUGGUCAUAUGGUUAUAUUGUACCGAUAUACAAAAAAGGAGAUGUCAGAGCUCCAGACAAUUACAGGGGCAUAACCCUACUAAGUAAUUUUGGUAAAUUAUUUACUAGUAUAUUGACGCAUAGAGUGGAGAGAUGGUUUGAUAGGUACAAUAUUUUGUCAGACGCCCAGUUUGGUUUCCGCAAAGGCUAUGCAACGUUAGAUGCAAUCGGCUUUCUCAAACUUCAUUGUCUGCUUAACAACACGAGAUUACACGCAACUGAAAUGAAUUGUAUACGAUGUAUCAUGAAGAAAUUCAUUGGAGAGUGA